Messenger RNA from Theileria parva strain Muguga, 2185 nucleotides. It is a transcript of the gene Rabggta, whose product is annotated as Protein prenyltransferase alpha subunit repeat family protein. The coding region runs from base 212 to 2152 and encodes 646 amino acids. Gene Ontology annotation, cellular component: Rab-protein geranylgeranyltransferase complex; cytoplasm. The record is from RefSeq and is a predicted model, not a curated record. The transcript is spliced from 12 exons. Gene Ontology annotation, molecular function: protein binding; Rab geranylgeranyltransferase activity. Gene Ontology annotation, biological process: protein geranylgeranylation. NCBI's taxonomy places the organism in Eukaryota, Apicomplexa, Aconoidasida, Piroplasmida, Theileriidae.
AAUCCUUUAAUUCGGAAUCAUUUUUAUAAAAAUAUGAUGACCAUAUAUACACAUUUUAUAAUUUACCCCUCCCUUUUGAUAAUUUUAUCAAAGCUUGAACUUCUUCUUUUUGGACCAAUAAAGUAUAGUGUACUAUAGGAUUUUUCUUUGAUUCUUCUUUUCAUUAUUAAAAGAAAAUAAUUUUAAAUCAAUUAGCUACAAAAUUCGUAAAAUGCAUGGAUUGAAGAGUGACGAUUUUUACAAAACCUCUGAGGAGAGGGAACAAUUUAAGAAGAACCUCGAGAAAGGCUUCAAAGUUUUGGAUUUAUUUGUAGAUUAUUCCUCUAAACUUGAAACCUCAGCAGUUUUCGGUUCAGUUUUAAACCGAGUUUGUGAGUCUGAUAAGAAAAUGUUCGAUCUCUCCAGUGUAAUAAUCGAAUUUAUGCCUGAAUUCACACCUGCCUGGAACUAUCGCAAGAGGUUUAUCCAGAAGAACCAGUCGAAUGACAAAAGCCUUCUACUAGAUUCACUUAAAAAUGAGAGGGCUUUGACGUAUGCCAGUUUAAAGAAAUCCCCAAAAAGUUAUUCAGUAUGGCAUCAUAGAUUGUGGUCAAUAGCUUCAUUAUUCAACCUAGAAGCUAAUGAUAUACUGGAAGUGCUACUUGAGGAGGUUACGUUAUGCUUCAAGCUGUUUACACAUGAUGGGAGAAACUUCCAUUGUUGGAAUUAUUUUAACUUUAUUAAACAUUAUUUAAACUUGUUGAAACCAGAAUCAGUGGAUUGGCGUAAAUUGGUAUCAGAACAGAUUUUAAAUUUGAUUAACGACAACUUCUCGAACUAUUCAGCUUGGUUCCAAAGAACAAAUCUUCCUUAUCACAAAAACUCUCUAGCAGAUGAACUAGAAUUACUUAAGCAGGCGAUAUAUACUGACCCAGAAGACCAAUCUAUUUGGCAUUACUAUGACUGGCUUCUAUUCAAACGAAAUACUUUACCCACCUAUUUGUGUUAUGUAAAUUAUAUGGAGGAUUACAAAACUUUCAACUUGUAUUUCAACGACAAUUUGAGGCUGGACACCGAUUCUACCUUUUUUUAUAAGAAUGAAUCGGUGAAGUUGAAAGGGGCUUGGAAACCUACAAAACUUAAUUUGGGAAUUUCACUUCUUUGGUCUUUCGUUGUGGACUCAGAUGAAGAUUUACAAGGAUUAUUCAAACUUGAGCUGGUUGUUUUGAACACUAGGAUUGAAUACUAUUCACUCUUGUUAAAUAAUCCUAACUUUUUUGUUAAAAAGGCUGAUAAGAAUGAAGAAUCAGGUUACAGCAGAAUUAAACUAGUUUAUGGAUUUUCUCACAAAAAUGAGGUUGACUUGGAAAGCUUAAAGGUCUAUGACGAGCAAGAUGAUGGAUUCGUGGAAAAUAAUAAGGUUUCAAAACCCAUUAAGGUCGGAAGCGAACUGUUACCAUUGGCAUCCGACGUCACCCUCGAUAUUCUAAGGAACCAAUUAAAUUUGAUAGAUGAAUUGAUAUCCUUAGAUUCUGAAAGAAAAUACCUCCUACUUACAAAGCUUAAGAUACUCGAGUAUCUUGAUGAAAAUAGAAAUGUUGAUUUAUUAUUUGAAAAGCUGGCAGCUCUGGAUCCUUUAAGGAAAGAUUAUUAUGUAUAUAUGUUAAAAGUUCAAAAAGAAAGAUUAAAGAUUAAGAAAUGUAGUUUAAAUGAAUAUAUUAAGGUCGAUUUUGGGAAUUUAUCACUAUCAAGGUUUGAUUUUAGGACUCUGCUUCCCUUUUUUGGGGUUAUAGAACUUAAUCUUAGUAAAAACAAACUAACUUCUGGAUCGUUAAGUGAUAUUUCAUCGUUCCUGCUUCUUUUGGAAGCUCUGGAUUUAUCUGAAAACAAUAUAGAGGAUUUGGAAUCAGCGCUUUAUACCCUUAGACAGUUAAAACGCUUAAAAAGAUUGAAUUUAUCUGGCAAUCCUUUAAAGGUUUUGGAUCAUGAUACUAAACUCCAGUCACAAAUAGAUCAAAUCGACAUAACCGAUACUCCAAUCUCUGAGAAUUUCACUAAAAUCUGGCCUAACGGAACGGACGGAUACUCUUUAUUAGGAUCUCAUGAAUUUAUUUUGGAAUUUCAUCGCGAAGAUUCUAAGAAUCACGCUGUUUUCAGAAAACUGAAAAAUUAACUCUAGACUCUCAUAAUUUCUUUAUUUAAUUUA